AUGCGCCCUACCCCUAAGCCCUCAUUUCUGCUCUCGGAAGUUGAUACCCCGACCCUAGGCAGGCGCUUUGUCCAAAUGGUCGAGACUCGAGGCACGCGGCCAUCAUUCGAUGGCCAGGAAACAUCUGACUUUCCUCCCUUCCCUUCCGACGGAGGUGACAUUGACCAAAAAGUGCCUCAUUCCCUCGAUGAUGCGGAACAUGGCUCGCCUCCGGCUGCCAAAAAGCGCCGUACAGACGAUGGCCCCGACGGUGAUAUUUCUCUGCCCAACGAAGUCAUCUUGAUGGCCGAUCAGCAUGGCCCUGGUCACAAAAUCGAAGAAGAAUUGGCCUCGGCUCUCGGCGAAGGCGUUAUUGACACCGUCGAGCAAACCGAUCCUAAUGUAAACCAAACUCUUCAGCAUGCUACCCAUGACACCCAUGAUACCCCCGGAGUCGCGACCACCCAGGACGGUACAUCUGACCUCAACAACGACGUGGCCACAAUCAUUUCCGAGAUCAUGGAUCACACAGAGCGCCAGGAACAAACUGUCGCAAUGGGACCUCAAGAACUACCGCCGUCGAACGAUUUCCCGGGAGCUAGAGGUUUUGCUUUCCUCAAGGCUAACUCUCACCUCAAGAUUCAGAGUCUCCCUAUCUUGGAUAAUCUUUCUACGCAAAUCUUGUCGUUCCUUUCCAAGAACACCUACCAAGACCUCACUGCUAUGGUGUCCGAACCUGACUCCGAAAAUGGACAAGCAUAUGCCACCAUGCGCUCCUUGUUCGAUCACACAAAGCGCGUCUACACCGUCAAGCACUCAUUCCUUCAGCCUACAGACCUUGAAAUCACAGACCCUUCUCAAGUUGAUGUCAUUCGCAAAGCGAACCUGGCGUCUUUUGUCUCGAGUAUCUUCGGAUCUCAGGAAAUUGGAUUUGCGGACCUCAACGAUCAUUUCCUAGACGUGUUUGUUCCUGAAGGUGGUCGUUUACUGAAGGUCCAAGGUGCUUUGUACCUCGAACUCAAGACGCAGGCUUUCAUCGCAGCCAUGCAUAACAAAUCCCUCACCCGCACACAGCUCCUCUAUAAUCUGUUCCCGGACGAUAUGGAACAGCGGUUGCUGGCGAGACGUCCUGGCACCAGACAGCUGGCACCAUCUGAGACGGAUUUCGUAAAUCGCCUAACCUCUCGCCGUGACAUCCUUCUCAAUGAGAUCAACAACGAGGAAGCGCUGAAUGCCCUGCCGGACAAGUACCACUGGGAAGAUUUCCUCCGAGAUCUUAGCUCGUACAUUUCGAAGAACUUUGAUGCCAUUAAUACUCAACAGGGAAAGAAAGCUGUCAAGGGACGUCAACCUUCGAGUUCCAAUGGCGAUGCUCACGAGUCACCCAACACCACUCACCAGGGUCAGUUCUCACUCAACCAACAAGUUGAAGUCCCGGUGGACCGAAACAUGCAUGGUGACCUUGUUGCGCGUGCUGCCCGAGCUGCCCAGAUUGCCCUACAGGGCCAUGGCCUCCGACGCUCUCAGCAGCAGUCGCAACAACAGCAUCAACAACAGCCCCAACAGACUCAGUCUCAGGCUAGUCCGUCGCCUCUGCCGCAGCAACCCCAGCACCAGCAGCCGCCGCCUCCACAACAGCAUCAACCGCAGCAGCAACAGCAACAGCAACAGCAGCAGACGAGCCAAACAGAGAACCAGUAUCUUCAUGGCUACACCGCUGCCCAACAACCGCAGCCAGCCUCGCCCUUGACUUUCCAACAGAGCCCGUUGCAGGCCACCUUCCAGCAAUACAACCCCAAUGCUGCGCAAGCUAUGCAAGCGAGGGCAAAUGGCAUGUCCUCCAACCAUGGAUAUAUGCCGGGGAUCCCCCAUUACUCUCAGUCACAGCCCACUCAGGUUCUCUACGAGCGUGCGCGAAUGGCCGCAUCCGCCAAGUCUUCUCCAACUAGCCGCAAAUCUGGCCUUCCCAGCCAACGUCGACCCUGGACCACCGAAGAAGAGAAUGCGUUGAUGGCCGGCCUGGACCGCGUUAAGGGUCCCCACUGGAGUCAAAUUCUUGCCAUGUUUGGACCUGGUGGAACGAUCAGUGAAGCCCUCAAAGAUCGCAACCAGGUGCAGCUGAAGGACAAGGCUCGCAACUUGAAGCUCUUCUUCUUGAAGAGUGGGAUUGAAGUACCAUACUACCUGAAGUUCGUCACUGGUGAACUGAAAACCCGCGCUCCUGCCCAGGCAGCCAAGCGGGAAGCCCGCGAGAGACAGAAGAAGCAGGGCGAAGAAGACAAGGCUCAUGUGGAAGGAAUCAAGGGUAUGAUGGCCCUUGCUGGAGCUCAUGGGGCACCCGUGUCGGGACAUGAUAUGUCCGCCUCGCCUAGCCUUCCACCGGAUGCCAACAGCCAAUCCGUGUUUGAUCAAACCGCGGAACAAAACCUCAUGCAGACUCUGAGCCAGGAGGUACACGGAAGUCAGUACCCUCAGCAUGCUCAGCAAACUCCUGACCACAUCGAUCCUCACAUGCAGUUGGGUCAGUAG
This is a messenger RNA of Penicillium concentricum, 2508 nucleotides long. RefSeq lists its product as uncharacterized. Gene Ontology annotation, biological process: telomere maintenance via telomere lengthening. Gene Ontology annotation, molecular function: protein homodimerization activity; double-stranded telomeric DNA binding. The transcript is spliced from 5 exons. The record is from RefSeq and is a predicted model, not a curated record. NCBI's taxonomy places the organism in Eukaryota, Fungi, Ascomycota, Eurotiomycetes, Eurotiales, Aspergillaceae. The coding region runs from base 1 to 2508 and encodes 835 amino acids.